This is a messenger RNA of Linum tenue, 414 nucleotides long. The record is from the annotation of a GenBank genome assembly. NCBI's taxonomy places the organism in Eukaryota, Viridiplantae, Streptophyta, Magnoliopsida, Malpighiales, Linaceae.
AUGACUAGAAGAUUCAGCCGGCAGCUGGCUGCCGCUUUCGACGAAGCCGCUCUGGCCAUUAAGCACAAGGCUCCGUGCGAGAGCAGCGGCAGCGAGCAUUUCACGCCAUCUGUCUCCAAUCUCGUGAACUCGUUCUUCGAUUGCAGGCCCAACGCCGAAAAGAGAGAAAAGUCCCACAAUAUGGAUUUCGAGGAGUCGAAGGGGGAUCACGAGGGCGGGUGCGCUGGGGAAACGGUGAUUAUUGAGUUGGAGAAACUGCUCAAAGGAGCUACAGACGAUGAAGAGCGAGAGAGGAUCCGCUCCUUGACGGAACGAGAUCUGGCUAGCGAAAUUGGGGAGAGAUCUUCGGAUGGAUUCAAACCUCGUUUGAUGACCCAUCUACGCAAUGCCGGCUUGGAAGCGAUUCGAUUCUAG